This is a messenger RNA of Seriola aureovittata, 2942 nucleotides long. It is a transcript of the gene pgm5, whose product is annotated as phosphoglucomutase 5. The record is from RefSeq and is a predicted model, not a curated record. Gene Ontology annotation, cellular component: sarcolemma; cell-substrate junction; adherens junction. The transcript has 11 exons. Gene Ontology annotation, molecular function: phosphoglucomutase activity; magnesium ion binding. Lineage: Eukaryota; Metazoa; Chordata; Actinopteri; Carangiformes; Carangidae. Gene Ontology annotation, biological process: striated muscle tissue development; carbohydrate metabolic process; myofibril assembly. Bases 389 to 2092 code for a protein of 567 amino acids.
UGGGCCUUGAGGAUUCUGGCCCUCCCUGAUUUUUUCUGUUGCAGUCAGUUGUUCAGUCUUAUUAGGAAAAGAGGGAGUUGUCUAACAGCAGAGGAGAGUUUAGCUGAAUGUUAACUGCGGGAUGCAGCUCUCUUGGCUUUAACAUUAGUUGCCGAGGUGAGGACAUUUCUGACUGAGUGUGUUUGCUUCCAUCCCUGUGUGGGGCUGCUGUCACUGCUCUUCUCCUCCAGAACAACUGUAACUUCACUUUACAGGCUGACAAGCUCCAUCUCUGAGCCGUUCAUUCACUUUACUUUUACUCUGUGGUCGGACACCACCGGCAGCAAACUCCAGACCUAACUCCCAAGUUGUCAGAUCGGCGUCCUCCCGUUGGGUCCAGACGAGGAGGAUGGAGACGAGCCCCAUCCCGGUGGUGACGGUCCAAACCGCCCCCUUCGACGACCAGCGGCCCGGUACCAACGGGCUGCGGAGGAAGACAGCGGUGUUCGAGGGCAAGAAGAACUACCUGCAGAACUACAUCCAGAGCGUGUUGUCCUCCAUCGACCUGCGGGACCGGAAUGGGUGCACCAUGGUGGUGGGCAGCGACGGCCGCUACUUCAGCCGAGCUGCCAUCGAGGUGAUAGUGCAGAUGGCAGCUGCCAAUGGGAUUGGUCGUCUGGUGAUCGGCCACAGCGGCCUCCUGUCCACCCCUGCUGUUUCCUGCAUCAUCAGGAAGAUCAAGGCCAUCGGUGGGAUCAUCCUCACAGCUAGUCACAACCCUGGAGGCCCUGGUGGAGACUUUGGAAUCAAGUUCAACGUGGCAAACGGAGGCCCGUCUCCGGACACAACGAUGGAGAGGAUCUACCAGGUGAGCCGAACACUUGAGGAGUAUGCCAUCUGCCCCGAUCUCCGCAUUGACCUUUCCAGGCUGGGAAGACAAGAAUUUGACCUGGAGAACAAGUUCAAACCUUUCAGAGUGGAGAUCGUGGACUCGGUUGAGGUGUAUCUACAGCUGCUGCGAAACAUCUUUGACUUUAAUGCCAUUAAAAGUCUCCUCACAGCACCAGGUCGGCUGAAGAUCCACAUAGAUGCAAUGAAUGGAGUGACGGGCCCAUAUGUACGUAGGAUCCUGUGUGAUGAGUUGGGGGCCCCUGCUAACUCAGCGGUCAACUGUGUCCCUCUGGAGGACUUUGGUGGCCGCCCUCCUGAGCCCAGCUUGACUUACGCCACCUCUCUGGUAGAUGCAAUGAAAGGAAGUGACUUUGGGUUUGGAGCUGCAUUUGAUGCGGAUGGGGACCGGUACAUGAUCCUCGGAGAAAAAGGCUUCUUUGUAAACCCAGCUGAUUCAGUGGCCAUCAUGGCUGCCAACCUCUCCACCAUCCCCUACUUUAGACAGCAUGGUGUCAGAGGCUUUGCCAGGAGUAUGGCCACAAGCACCGCCCUUGACAGGGUAGCCAAAGCCAUGAAACUGGCGCUGUAUGAGACUCCGGCAGGCUGGAGGUACUUUGGGAACCUGAUGGAUUCUGGGCGUUGUUCCCUCUGCGGGGAGGAGAGCUUUGGGACAGGUUCAGACCACAUUCGUGAGAAAGAUGGUUUGUGGUCAGUGCUGGUGUGGUUGUCCAUCAUGGCGGCCAGGAAACAGGGUGUGGAGCAGAUCGUGAGAGAGCACUGGGCCAAGUUUGGACGCAACUAUUUCUGCAGGUUUGACUACGAAGGCCUGGAUCCUCGUGCAGCUUUUUACUUGAUGAGGGAUCUGGAGGGAGUAAUCUCAGACAAAGCAUUCACCAGCCAGAAGUUUGCUGUGGGAGACCACAUAUACAGCGUGGAGAGAGCCGACAACUAUGAGUACAUCGACCCCGUGGAUGGAGCAGUGGCUCGAAACCAGGGUUUAAGGAUCAUCUUCACCGAUGCAUCGCGCCUGGUGUUUCGGAUGAGCGGGAGCGGUGGCGGGAUGGGUGCCAUCAUCCGCAUUUAUGCCGAGAGCUUUGAGAGAGACCCUGAGAGACACAGCAGAGAGACACAGGUGGUGCUGGGUCCUCUCAUUGCCAUUGCUCUGAAGCUCUCCAACAUCCAUGAGAGGACAGGCCGCCGUGGCCCCAACGUCAUCACAUGAGCAAGCGGGAAAACACACACAUGCAUGCACACACAUGCGCAUUCAUCUACCUGCUCACACAGAUAAACCCCCCCCCCCCCAAAAUGUUUGUGAUGCUUUAAACAUGCUUUCUCUGUAACUUCAGGUUCAUUUUUCAUUUUUCUUUUUAAAGAAAUGACUAAACUGAGGGUGCUUAAUGCAGGAGUUUAUCUCCCUACAAGAAAAUUAAUGUUGCACAAUUAUCUCAAUUGUUUAUUGACCACUAUAUUGAGAACUUAGCAUAGUAUCAGUGUUUAAACCAGGGAGGCUAUUUAAUUAUCUCAGCAGUAAACCAAUUAUCAAUGUGCAGAAUGACGUUUAAUGUUUGUGCCUUGCUUUUAUCGAGACAUAUUGACUGAGGGAGCCUAAAAGGAGUUGUCCAUUUUUUAAUUCACGCUGUUUUUGUAUAACAGUGCAGUGUUCACUUUUCAUAUUGCUUGUGCCCAUCCUCUCAUAUACAGUAUGUCACAGUGUUUUUUUUUUUUCUUUUCAACCAUUUCAUGCAGACGUAAUAAUUUUUUCAAAGUGUAAAAUAAAAGCAGCAUUGCAUCACAACUUAUAUGACAUAGUGAUGUGAAUUGAAAUGUUUGAUAUGAAAUGAAGUUAAAGCUCUAUGAAGUGGGGAGUAGUCACACUCAUGUUUACUACCUAAGGACAGGGUAUUCAAAAUGUAUAAUAAUGGUGCCAUAGCAAGAUCAGGAAUGAAGAAGAAAAAUAUAUUCUAAUAUGAUUUUACUUGUUUUCUUUAUUUUGUCAGUUUAGGCCUUUGGGAAUUCAACAUAACCAUUUUUUGAUUUGUUUUUUUUAAUCCAAAUAAACUCUUUUGUGUGUA